AUGGCCGACUCCAAGGAAACCAUUUUGUCGCAGGUCGACGACACCACCUCCGACCCGCCACCGGCCUACGAUGCCAGCGCCGCACCCACCCCUCGCCUUCCACGCCCACCACCCCUCUCCCUCCCCGUCCUCAACUCCCUUCGCACAAAACGCGUAAUCCUCGCAUCGUCCUCCCCCCGGCGCCGCCAGAUCCUCUCCUUCCUGGGCCUCCCCUUCGAAGUCAUCCCCAGCAAUGCCGCCGAGGACUUCCCCAAGACAAUGGAACCCUUCGAGUACGUCCUCGCAACAGCAACCAAGAAAGCACAGGCCGUGUACUCCGCCGAAAUCGACAACGAGGAGAAGGGCGAGCCGGCGCUGAUCCUGGCCGCUGAUACCGUCGUGGUGGAUAAUCUCUCCGGAUCGAUACUGGAGAAGCCGCGCUCGGAGGCGCAGCACAUCGCCAUGCUGAAGAUGCUGCGCGAUAAUCGGGUGCAUAAGGUGUACACAGCGAUGGUGGCGAUGGCGCCGCUGGAGAGCGCGCGGGAGCCGGGGUAUGCGAUUGAGACGCACAUCGAGGAGACGGAUGUGGUGUUUGAUCGGGAGGUUACGGAUGAUUUGAUUGUGGCGUAUGUGCGCACGAGAGAGGGGGCGGAUAAGGCCGGGGGGUAUGGGUUGCAGGGCUUGGGGUCGAUUCUUGUGGAGAGUAUCCAGGGGAGCUGGGAUAAUGUUGUUGGGUUGCCGUUGAAGGCGGCGUUGAAGUUGAUUGAGAAGGUGGUGGCGAAGGCGAAUGAUGAUGAUGAUGGGGGUGAGAUGUUGGAGGGUGAGGAGGAUGAGGAGUAA
Aspergillus udagawae is the source of this 819-nucleotide messenger RNA. Its product is annotated as nucleotide diphosphatase. Gene Ontology annotation, molecular function: nucleoside triphosphate diphosphatase activity. Bases 1 to 819 code for a protein of 272 amino acids. The record is from RefSeq and is a predicted model, not a curated record. Lineage: Eukaryota; Fungi; Ascomycota; Eurotiomycetes; Eurotiales; Aspergillaceae. The transcript has a single exon.